GAUCUAAAAGAAGCCUUUGCAGGAGAAGCUAAAUUUUCCCAGAAACCUCAGCUACUUCUUUCAGCCAGUGUUCCUGGAAACGUCGAAGCAAUAGCUGUGGGAUAUGACGUCAAAGAGCUGAACAAACAUCUAGAUAUGUUUAAUGUUAUGACCUACGAUUUCCACGGUGAUUGGGAACGUCAAGUUGGCCACAAUAGUCCUCUUUAUCCUCUAGAGGGCGCAAGCGUCUAUGACAGUAAACUUACAGUGGAUUACAGCGCUUCAGAGUGGGUGAAGAAAGGCGCCUCUAAGGAGAAAAUGUGUAUCGGCAUUCCCACAUACGGCCGAACUUACAUUCUCAAAAACGAUUCUUGGACUGACGUCGGCGCCCCCGCAGUCGGUGGUGGUGAACCUGGGAACUACACGGGAGAACCUGGCUUUAUGGCCUUUUUUGAGGUGUGCGACUUUCUCAAGUCUGGAGCGACAUUGGUUUGGGACGACGAACAGAUGGUGCCCUAUGCUUAUAAAGGAAAUCAGUGGGUUGGAUUUGACGAUAUGAGAAGUGUUAGAAGCAAAGUAAAUGCGAAAAAGGUAGAUUGUAAAGAUGCAGAUGGCGUCAUUUCAUAUCACCAAGACAAACAAGACUGCUCCAAAUACUAUUUAUGUCAUGGUCGAAGACGUCAUCAUAUGCCCUGCCCACCAAACCUCGUUUUCAAUCCUGACGAAAAUCUGUGUGAUUGGCCGGAAAACGUAGAUUCCUGUUUACUGACGUCAUCAGAGAAUUCUAUUGUUGUUUAGAGCUGUGUGUUGCUUGCGCUCGGUUUCAAGAUAACCCUUCAACGCCUGCGAAACCAGUUAACUAAAGUUCAUUUUAACCCAUGAUAACCGCUGAACACUGGAUACGAUCAUAUUCUACACGUUAGUGCUAUCAGCCAAACUUUUAAAUCUAUCCAACCUGUACCUUUUUUUUUUAUUUGAGUCUCUUCCAACGUUUGAAACUUACCGAGUUGAAUUUAACCCUCACGCAGGUCAAAUGUCAGAGAGUAAUUUGUUUUCAGCUACGAGAUGGACAACAGACAGAUAUGAUAUUGUACUGGUACCGUUGAUAUGUUGUACAGAGACUAGUAAUACUAUUUGUUCUCAUUUUCCAAAUUCAAUCCAUUUAUUAUCAAUACUGUAAUAAAAACAUCUAUAACCAAAGGAUUAUUCGAAUCAGUCAACCAAACAUAGGACGUUUUAUGCUAGAAAUAUUUUGACAACUGGAGACAAACGUCCAUAGUAGGUUGUUUGCCUGAAAUCCGGGUUGGAAUGUUGAGUUACCCUAAAAUAUAUAUAUAUAUAUAUAUUAUAACAAGAUUUAAU
This is a messenger RNA of Limulus polyphemus (Atlantic horseshoe crab), 1341 nucleotides long. Its product is annotated as acidic mammalian chitinase-like. The annotation marks the transcript as partial. Gene Ontology annotation, biological process: chitin catabolic process; carbohydrate metabolic process. NCBI's taxonomy places the organism in Eukaryota, Metazoa, Arthropoda, Merostomata, Xiphosura, Limulidae. Gene Ontology annotation, molecular function: chitin binding; chitinase activity. Gene Ontology annotation, cellular component: extracellular region. The record is from RefSeq and is a predicted model, not a curated record. The transcript is spliced from 5 exons.